AUGCUUUCACUUUCUUCUUUCUCUUCUUCUUCUUCUUCUCCUACGUUAUCCUUUACUAGAACAAGAUGCACCACCAAUUUCAAACUCAAACCUUUCACUGUUCUCUCUUCUUCUUCUCAACCUUUCCCUCCUUUUCUUCCUAAACAAAUUCACUCUAUCAAAGACCCUUUUGCUCGAAAAUUCGCAAUGCGGAUUCAAAGAUUACCCGUCAAUGUUAGCUUUGCAGAAAACCCAAUCAUGAGCAGUUGUGUGAAGCCAUUGGUGCAGAGCAAGGAACCGCCGAUUGUUCUUUUACACGGUUUCGAUAGUUCGUGUUUAGAAUGGAGAUAUGGAUAUCCAUUGCUUGAAGAAUCUGGUUUCGAGACCUGGGCAGUCGAUAUUCUUGGUUGGGGUUUCUCUGAUUUAGAAAAUCUUCCUCCUUGUGACGUGGUUUCAAAGCGCAAUCACUUCUAUCAGUUUUGGAAGUCCUACAUCAGAAGGCCAAUGAUAUUAGUUGGACCAAGCCUCGGCUCUGCUGUUGCCAUUGAUUUUGCAGUUAAUUAUCCAGAAGCUGUGGAAAAACUUAUUUUGAUUGAUGCUAGUGUAUAUGCAGAGGGAACUGGAAACUUAGCAACCUUGCCUAGAUCGGUAGCCUAUGCUGGGGUAUAUUUAUUGAAGAGCCUUCCGUUGCGCUUAUAUGCCAACUAUUUGACCUUCACUAACAUGCCCUUACACACCAUCCUUGAUGGGACUAAUGUGGGCCGCUUACAUUGCUUAUUGCCUUGGUGGGAUGAUGCUACUGUUGAUUUUAUGACUAGUGGCGGUUACAAAAUUGCUUCCCUCAUAAGAAAGGUAAAGCAGAAAACACUGAUAAUAUGGGGUGAAAAUGAUCGUAUAGUCAGCAAUAAGCUUGCAGUGCAACUACACUGUGAAUUACCUGAUGCAGUUCUACGUCAAAUACCCGAUUGUGGGCAUAUUCCUCAUUUGGAAAGGCCUGAUUCAGCUAUAAAAUUAAUUGUUGAAUUUAUUCAAACAGAGAAAAAGAAAUUAAGUAAGCUUGUUUCACAAGUAAGCCAAGUGAGUUAA
Messenger RNA from Vicia faba (fava bean), 1065 nucleotides. NCBI's taxonomy places the organism in Eukaryota, Viridiplantae, Streptophyta, Magnoliopsida, Fabales, Fabaceae. The record is from the annotation of a GenBank genome assembly.